AUGGAGAAAAAAUAUUCAAGAAAACCUUGUAAAAUACCGGUUAUAAAGUCAUCACAAUAUGAGGCAGGGUCCGCUAUACAUCACAAUAGGAAAUACUGGCACAAAGUGUUUCAAGAAAUGGAUACUUCGACUACAUCGGAUUACGAGAAAAGUCGUCACCUAUCACAGGUUCUCCCAGACAACUUGUAUGAAAAAGUUUGUGAAGUACUGGAAUUGCCAAGAGUAGAACCACAAACGGAUACGCCUAAACAACGACCAGAGAAAAUCGUGCGUAGGCUGAAGAAACAACCUCUGUUGUCUUAUAGAAAGACUCUGUAUAUUGAUAGAGAGAUGGAUUCCGAUACUGAUGUUGAAGUGAGUCCCAGAGAUGAUGUGGAAGAAGAACUAAACGUCCACCGAGAACUGCUAAGGAAACCAGUUCGUGAGCAGAUCACGUGGGCUACGCACUAUCUCCAGCCGGAGCGAGAGGACGAGAAGAGUCUAGUCACCAAGGCAGAUGACGUCACUAAUCGGAUAGCGACUGAUUUCGCUCAGUACAUGACUGAGUUGGGCGGCAACCAGCAAUCACAACUUUUUACUCCGAAAGCUAUUAAAGAACUUUUUCAGGUUGAGUUCGAUACGCACGUGGCCCGCGGUCUGCAGGUGGUACCAAAGGAACUGCCCACUGUUCUUGAUAGAAUAGCUACUGUUUCAGGAAAUCCAGAGAGAUCUCAACUGGCCAUGUUAGAGCGAGAAGUGAGCAAAGACAUCGCGGCUGAGCGUCGUCCUGAGUUGAAGAUGGCGUUCAACUACAGCAUACCCCCGAAGGAGCAGUGGCACGCUCCUAAGAACAACACUAAGACCAUGUGGCGGUCAGCGCGCCAUGUGCCUAAGGACCUGGUCUCUUUGAAGACUGUUUGGGAGGGCAUAACAAACUUGAGGAGUGUCCGUGAAUACUGCCGCUGGAUGAUCGAGCACCCUGAGUACCGUCGCGCACCGUACCUUCUCAGCCUGGGCAUGUUCGACCCUGCCGUGUUGGAGGCGCGCAUGACCCUCGAGUUGAAUAACAUGGUCGCGCCGCCCUCGCCUGACCACUCCCCUUCGCCCAUCGACCACAUUCGACGACGACUCUCGCAGCUGGCUGACACCGACCACGACUGAUCAGCUCGCGGCCUAAAUCCUGUACAUAAUAAUUAAACUCCAAACUUGUGGUUGCGCCUUUAAUAAUAAACUCCAUUAAACGCGCAACCACUUCCGAAGAACCUAAUAGUUGGCUUUUAGAACAAGAAUUUGCAUUCUUCCGAUAACAUGAUGCUUGAUUCGACUGCGCUUGGAGGGUUAUGUUUUUUCUAGAUUGAAUUGUAGAU
Molecule: messenger RNA, 1346 nt
Organism: Pectinophora gossypiella (pink bollworm)
Lineage: Eukaryota; Metazoa; Arthropoda; Insecta; Lepidoptera; Gelechiidae
Exons: 8
Coding region: 1-1140 (379 amino acids)
Source: RefSeq, a predicted model, not a curated record